UCACAAAUCAUGAAGGAAAAAGCGUGCCUUGCUUUGGCCCCCAAACUCACGAUCUGUAAAUUAGAGACCGCCCAGUUUUAAAUGUCAGCCAAUAUGCACUCAGUACCAUGUGAUGCUAAUCGAAUGGUGUCAGAGGUUUUUAAUGUAGGAAAUAAGUAAAGGAACUUGAAUAAACAUGGCUUUAAAUCCGUUGUCUUGUUUUACAGACAGCGAAAUGGAUGACGAGGAAGACAUCGCCAUUAAGUUGUUUCCUGGAUUCCCCGGAAGAAGUUCUAGUGUUCUCGAAAACGAGGCUAUAAUCGACGAAUACUACAACCCACAAAUGUUCUUGACUACACCAUGUUUCAAAGACGACAUGUUUAAUGAUUACAGCGAGAGUAAAGAGGAAAGGCAACGAUACAACCAACCAACUGACAAGGUGCACCAUGUGGACCGGAUAGACAGUUAUUACUGGGGAAGUGUAAGCGAUGCAGAGGUGGUUACUUCCGGUAUUUCACCACAGGAAGUGAGCACAGUUUGGUCUCCAUUCGGUCUUGAACCAGAAUUUCAAGACCCGGAUUGUGAUGGGUUUUCUGAUUAUUUUGAAUUUGAAAACCCUCAAACGCAAAACAAAGUUUUAAACAAUGACAAUAUUGAUAUUAUUCUAGAGCUACAGAAAUUCGAAAAUAGUUUUGGAUUUUCUGUGCGCGGUGGCUUUGACGAGGAGUUUAUGCCUACGGUAGACGACAUUUUCAGAGUACCAACACAGAGAGUUACAGGGAACGGAUGUCGGAUUACCGAAGUAUUACUCAGGCUCCAUCCAAUUACACGACCAAUAUAUGGAAACCGAGAUGAGAUGGGUGACAUCCGUGGGCAAGGUCUUAUGCAUCACAACAGACAAGACUCGGAGAACUCACGAAAUAUG
Molecule: messenger RNA, 904 nt
Organism: Mizuhopecten yessoensis (Yesso scallop)
Lineage: Eukaryota; Metazoa; Mollusca; Bivalvia; Pectinida; Pectinidae
Exons: 2
Source: RefSeq, a predicted model, not a curated record